ACGGCUGCUCUGCUAUCUAUCUAUCUUUACUGUCACAUACAAAUCACCAAUUUCACCCGCACAGAGAUAUAAAGCCACGUUCUUUGUUGCUAUCUUCUUCUUCAUCUUCAUCUUCAUCUUCUCUUCUGAAUGAGUAGCUAGAUGACGCGUCAACCCAAGUUCGAUCUCGAAAUCCAAGUCCACGACAACGCUUUCUCUUCCGAUUUUAACAACAAACAUCUUCAAUCGCAGCACCAGAACCAUCUAAUCCUUCCAAUCCUUACUGAUUCUUCCACUCCCCAUCAAAACCCGACACGAAAUGGAGCCGUUGUCGAUAACCCAUUCACCAAGAGCAAGAAUCCUUUCUCCAUACCCCAGAAAAGACCACAUGUAAUGUCACAUACACCUUCUAAUCUCUCUCAUUCAACUCUCAUCAACAAUCGGCGCGGCGAACCAGUACUAAAUUCCAGACCAUCCCCUUCAUCUUUUCGCUGUUAUUCCUCCAUAGCAAUCAUAAGUCUUGUUGUUAAAUCAAUCGUCUACAGAAUAUUCUGCCGUUCUUGCCGUGUUCGCCGCGUCCAACUUCAUUUACGAAUCGUAAUCCUACUUUCAUUACCUUUCUUAUAUUUCUUCACCUCUUAUCACUAUUACACCAUCGUAUUCCAUAUUCUCUUAGCAACCUUAUUCAUUGGAACUAUUUUGAUUUCAUUAAAUCUCGCCCUUCCCUGUCUCCCUUCAAUUCGAUCAACAGUAGCUCGUUCACCAUUCAUAAAUUUCCGUCGACCAACUGUUCAGAAACCUCCACGGCCACCAGUUAUUUGGUCAAUUUCCCCAAAGAGAAAACCUGAAAACGGACCGAUUUCAGGGUAUUGGGUAAAGAUGUAUAAGAAUGGAGAUGUAUAUGAGGGUGAGUUUCACAAAGGAAAAUGCUCUGGGAGUGGGGUUCAUAGAUACUAUAUGAGUGGGAGGUAUGAAGGGGAUUGGAUUGAUGGGAAGUAUGAUGGAUAUGGGGUGGAGACAUGGGCGAAAGGGAGCAGAUAUAGAGGACGAUACAGAGUUGGAUUGAGACAUGGAUUUGGUGUGUAUAGGUUCUUUAGUGGGGAUGUCUAUUCUGGGGAAUGGUAUCAUGGUCAGUUUCAUGGCCGUGGAGUUUAUACUUGUGAUGAUGGGAGCUGGUAUUUUGGUGAAUUCAAGUUGGGUGUUAAGCAUGGCCUUGGACAAUAUCAUUUCAGAAAUGGAGAUACAUAUGCUGGAGAAUACUUUGGUGAUAAGAUGCAUGGUUUUGGGGUAUACCGGUUUGCAAAUGGACAUACGUACGAGGGAGCGUGGCACGAGGGAAGAAGGCAAGGAUACGGAAUGUACACUUUCAGAAACGAUGAAAUCAAGUCAGGCCAUUGGCAAAACGGGGUUCUCGAGGUUUCAACCACCACCCCAUCAUCUGCCUCAUCAUCUUCUUCUUCUUCCCAUUUAUUUAUUGAUCAUUCAAAAGUUGUGAAAGCAAUCCAGGAAGCACGAAGAGCAGCAGAGAAAGUAUCUAACAUGGAAGAAGUGGAGGAGGGAGUGAAGAAAGCCAUGGCAGCAGCUAGUAGAGCUGCAAAUGCAGGUAGAGUUGCUGCUGUAAAAGCUGUGCAAAACCAUGCACAUAAUAAUAAUAAUUACAGUAAUGACAUUUCUUAAAUUUUGCUGUCACACUGAGAGAGGGUCAGAUUUAAAAGACCCUUUAUCUCUAUUGUAGUAUUUAUUGUGUAGCUUAAUGGUGUGUAUAAGUUUGUUUCUUGUUUAUUCUUGUAAUUAGAUGUUACUAAUAUGUGCAUCCAAACGAUGCAAUUUUUA
Molecule: messenger RNA, 1812 nt
Organism: Impatiens glandulifera
Lineage: Eukaryota; Viridiplantae; Streptophyta; Magnoliopsida; Ericales; Balsaminaceae
Exons: 3
Coding region: 142-1656 (504 amino acids)
Source: RefSeq, a predicted model, not a curated record